AUGGGUCCUGCGCACUUUACGCGGUCACUGAUCUCAGUUAGGCAUUGCGCAUGCUUGGCGUGCAACUGCACGCAGUAUGACCUUUUUACGAGUUAUGGGAUGUCACUCUCGCUCGCGGAAGCCAUCCGGCACGCUCCCCCACCCCCACAAUCAAAGGCAUUCGGCAACUACGGGCCGCCGCCGAAGGAGAAGAAUCAGUGGCGCUGUGAGAAGCGAGAGUCGGCGGAACAUUCGGGUUAUCCGACCAGGAUUAUACAUAUUCCCAACUGCUGCUGGCGGUCUAGCAUUUCAGAGAGCUAG
Molecule: messenger RNA, 300 nt
Organism: Histoplasma capsulatum G186AR
Lineage: Eukaryota; Fungi; Ascomycota; Eurotiomycetes; Onygenales; Ajellomycetaceae
Exons: 1
Coding region: 1-300 (99 amino acids)
Source: RefSeq, a predicted model, not a curated record